AUGAGCUCCCUCCUUGGCAUGAGCCGCUCCCUUGCCGCCUUCGAGCAGGGGCUGCGCAGCCUGGGGCAGCCCCCCAGACGCAUGACAUCUAGGGCGUGUGCGCCCCGUCCACCGCGAGAGGUGCCCCUCUGUCCGCUGAUGCCACGUGGUGAGACGCAGAACGCGGACACCCUGCCGGGUCCCACCAACUGGCCACUGCUGGGCAGUCUGCUGGAGAUUCUUUGGAAAGGGGGCCUGAAGAAACAGCAUGACACUCUGGUAGAGUACCACAAGAAGUAUGGCAAAAUUUUUCGAAUGAAGCUGGGUUCCUUCGACUCAGUGCAUCUGGGCUCCCCAUGCCUCUUGGAAGCGCUGUACCGCACCGAGAGCGCGUAUCCCCAGCGGCUGGAGAUCAAGCCAUGGAAGGCCUAUCGCGACUACCGCAAGGAGGGCUACGGACUGCUGAUCUUGGAAGGAGAAGACUGGCAGAGGGUGCGGAGUGCCUUUCAAAAGAAACUAAUGAAACCAGUGGAAAUUAUGAAGCUGGACAACAAAAUCAAUGAGGUGCUGGCUGAUUUUAUGGGAAGGAUAGAUGAGCUCUGUGAUGAAAGAGGCCGCAUGGAAGACCUGUACCGCGAGCUCAACAAGUGGUCCUUUGAAAGUAUCUGCCUCGUGUUAUAUGAGAAGAGAUUUGGGCUCCUUCAGAAGAAUGCCGGGGAAGAUGCUCUGAACUUCAUCGCGGCCAUCAAAACAAUGAUGAGCACGUUUGGGAGGAUGAUGGUCACGCCAGUCGAGCUGCACAGGAGCCUCAACACCAAGGUCUGGCAGGCCCACACGCUGGCCUGGGACACCAUCUUCAAAUCAGUCAAGUCCUGUGUCAACAGCCGGCUGGAGAAAUACUCUCAACAGCCUGGUGCUGAUUUCCUCUGUGAUAUUUACCAGCACAGUCAGCUUUCUAGGAAGGAACUCUACGCGGCUGUCACAGAGCUCCAGCUGGCUGCUGUAGAAACGACAGCAAACAGCUUGAUGUGGAUUCUCUACAAUUUAUCCCGUAAUCCCCAAGUGCAACAAAAACUUCUUAAGGAAAUUCAAAGUGUGUUGCCUGAGAAUCAAACACCACGGGCUGGAGAUCUGCAGAAUAUGCCAUAUUUAAAGGCCUGUCUGAAAGAAUCUAUGAGGCUUACCCCAAGUGUACCAUUUACAACUCGGACUCUUGACAAGGCAACAGUCCUGGGUGACUAUGUUUUACCCAAAGGAACAGUGCUGAUGCUGAAUACCCAGGUGCUGGGGUCCAAUGAAGACAAUUUUGAGGAUUCAAGUCAGUUUAGACCUGAACGUUGGCUUCAGGAGAAGAAAAAGAUUAAUCCUUUUGCACAUCUUCCAUUUGGCCUUGGGAAAAGGAUGUGCAUUGGCCGCCGUUUGGCUGAGCUCCAACUCCACUUAGCUGUCUGCUGGAUCGUCCGCAAAUAUGACAUCGUGGCCACAGACAAGGAGCCUGUUGAGAUGCUGCACCUGGGUAUCCUGGUGCCCAGCCGGCAGCUCCCCAUUGCAUUCUGCCAGCGAUAAGAACUCAG
Messenger RNA from Marmota flaviventris (yellow-bellied marmot), 1553 nucleotides. It is a transcript of the gene Cyp24a1, whose product is annotated as cytochrome P450 family 24 subfamily A member 1. The record is from RefSeq and is a predicted model, not a curated record. Gene Ontology annotation, cellular component: mitochondrial inner membrane. Gene Ontology annotation, biological process: glucocorticoid biosynthetic process; cortisol metabolic process; cellular response to peptide hormone stimulus. Gene Ontology annotation, molecular function: monooxygenase activity; oxidoreductase activity, acting on paired donors, with incorporation or reduction of molecular oxygen; iron ion binding. NCBI's taxonomy places the organism in Eukaryota, Metazoa, Chordata, Mammalia, Rodentia, Sciuridae.